CAACAGAUUCUGUGAUUUCUUGGUUGAACAGAUUUCGAAAUACGUACUUGGGUGUGAUCAGCCAGAGUUAAUUCAUGAUUUAACAAGGGGGUAAUUACUGUUUCACACGGAGUGAGGUAACUGCAGUUUUUUUUUUUCACAAAAAAAUGAAAUCACCAUAUAAAAAAAGCAUUUUAAGUUCACUUCAGUCAUAUUUGUUUGAUAUUUAUAUGUGCUUGAUGAUCUGAAACAUUCAAGUCAGGAAACAAUGAAAAAUACUGGAAUCUGAGAAGGGGACCAAUACUUUUCACAGCAAUGCACCUGAAGAAUCUAUAGUAACAAGUUUAAUUGUAGCAACUUUGUGACCUACUGGUUUUUGGAGUACGAGAAAUACUUAGCAAACUGUCAGACUCAUGUCUUGUAGGGUAGAAGCAGACAACAGUAUGAUGGCGACUGCAGGUUUCCUGGCGGCCCCUGCCUGGUGUAUGGCAUCUGAAGGGUUAACACUGGAGCAAGCGUGCGCGGAAGACGUCUGAGCCUCCCCCUCGGCCUUCACGAGCGGCUGAAGGUGACUCGAUCUCCUCUCGGCUUGGGGAUGCAGAGGGAGCUGCUGGCGGUGCUUCCGCCCCGCUACACUGUCCUCAACCGGGCAACAUCUGUUGGACUUAGCCGGGGCUCCAGACGUUGACUGCACUCGUCUGCAGCGUCCGAGCCGGUGGCGUCUUUGUGCUCUGCAGAGGGGACACCGCAAACAUUCAAGAAGAAUACGGGCGCUCUCUGCAUGCAUGAGUUCUGCACCGAGCGGGCGGAAAAAGCGCCCCAGAUCUGCAGGCAGUAUCUUGCCCAUCACGAGAGGGCUUCAGACGGAGUCGGAGCGCCGGGAGAGCACCGUGGACGGCAGCAGGAUGACUGUGCAGGAAUUCAACACCCUAGUGGCGCUGUACCGAGAACAGGUCAUUUCUGUUGGGGAGAUGCCAGCCGACUGUCCAUCUCUGCGGGCUCAGAUGCACUACACGCGGGCUAAAGGAUGCUCCAUGGCCCGGACUGCGCACCAAGACCUCGCCCUCAUUGCUGUGUCUGGUCCAGAGGAUGGAGAGAUCCACCCUGAGAUAUGUCGCCUCUUCAUCCAGCUGCAGUGUUGCUUGGAGAUGUUCAUCACGGAGAUGCUGAAGUCCAUGUGCCUGCUGGGGGUGCUGCAGCUUCACAGAAAAAGAACCGACUCAGAGCCGAAGAUGGACUUCAGGGUGGACGAAAGUUCUGAUGUUCCCAUCUUGGAAGAGCGCUCCUCCUCACCCGUUGACUACCCUCAUGAUCCGUGGCUGGUGGGAGUCCAUAUUGAAAACAUAGAGCGGUAUGCAGACUUUUCAGAGUCAUUUUGCUUGAUAUCCGCUGGUGGAUCUUGUUUUUGUGAACGGUACCCUUGGAGCUCGUGGACUGCAUGCUCCCGGACAUGCAACCACGGAACGCAGGCCAGACAUAGGAGCUUUGAAUAUGACCGUUACUUCUGGAAAAGCAGCUGUCUUCAGCUGUGCGAGAAAGUUGACAAGAGGGCUUGUAAUGUGCAGGCUUGUCCCAUAAAUUGCCAGCUGACAGAAUUUGGGGCCUGGUCUGACUGCUCACCCUGUGCCAAGAAACAGUUACGGACCAGGUCUAUCCAAACCCCAUCCCAGUUUGGUGGUACGUCAUGCAGCGUGGAGCUGAUGGAGGAGAGGCCCUGUUAUUCAGCCACGGAGUGCAAGUUGCCACCAAUCGACUGCAGGGACAACUUCAAAUGUGAUAAUGGACGCUGCAUCAACGCCACACUAACUUGCAACAAACAGAACGACUGUGAAGAUAACUCUGACGAGAGGGAUUGCAGUGACUUCAAAGUAGUUUGUCCAGCCGAGAAGAGGGUGGCCCCUGGUGCUGACCUGGUUGGGAAUGGGUUCGAUGUGCUUGCAAAUGAGCCGAGGGCAGUCGUCCUGGACAACAUGUUUAUGGGAGGAAGUUGCAUCAUCAGGAGGCCUGAGAGCACACUGCUUUACCAUCGGAUCCCUCACAACUUUGAGAGCUUUGACAUUAAGGUUGGGGUGAUUGAAGACUUUGGCACAAAUCCCAAACCUCUGCACUCUGAGUCCAUUAGUGUGAAGAAGUCCUUUUCCACUACCACUCAAGAAGAGAGAAACCAACAUAUGUUAUGGCACUUUUUCUUCCCUUUGACGUCACAUAUAAAUUCUAAGGAUGCAUUUGAGGCCUCAAAGAAAACGGAUUCCAUAUUUUUCCGGGUGCAUCAAGUUCUGCCUGUGUCCACAUUCCGAGUGCGGCAUCCAAGCGAUUUGGUUUUGGCUGAACCUUUCCUCAAGUUCCUCCAUGCUCUUCCCCUCCAGUACAAUUAUGCCCUGUACAGGAACAUCUUCCAGCGCUUUGGAACACACUACUACAGUUCAGGCUCACUAGGAGGCCUCUAUGACCUGCUCUACCAAUACAACCGAGAGGAGCUCAUCAGUUCAGGUGAAACAGAGGAGCAUGUGAAAGGUUGUUUGGCCCGAGAGACGAAAUGGACAGUUGUCCUCUACACUCCACAGAGGCCUCUGCCGAUGUGCUCUGACAACAAAAUGACUCAAAAGUAUCAAGGUUCGUACAUUCAGGCAGCGGAGAAGUCUUACUCUGCGGCAAAAGGCGGACGAACCAGAGAGACGUCAUCUCUUGCCUCACAGAGGGAGGGCCCACGUCCUGAUCAAAACUCCUACAAGAACUGGGCCAAGUCUGUUCUUGAUAAUCCCGUUGUGGUUGACUUCAAGGUGCAGCCAAUCAUAGACAUUGUGCAGGGAAUUCCCUGUGCGGUCACAAAGAGGAGGCACCUGAGGAAAGCCUUGCUCCAGUACAUGCAAGAGUUUGAUACAUGCAAGUGUGUACCGUGUCCUAACAAUGCCCGAGCUUUUCUUUCUGGUACUGAGUGCAAGUGUGCCUGCCAGACCGGCACAUUUGGCCCUAACUGUGAGCAGCGUGCUCCUGACUACACUUCAGAGGAUGUAGAUGGUUCUUGGAGCUGUUGGGGCCCGUGGAGUCGCUGUGGAGCCUCUAUGAAGAGACAUCGCAGAAGGAAGUGUGACAACCCUGCUCCCUUGAGAGGAGGCCAACCCUGCGAGGGUCCUGACAGUGAUGAGGAACGAUGUCACAUCUCCCUUUUCAAACAACAUGAAUCAUGUGACAAUGAUGAUGACUACACUACGGGAUUGAGGGAAGAGCUUCCUCCUGGUGUGGAGGGUUGUCCCAGGCCAAAGCCGCCUGACAACAGCUUCCUCAGGAAAGCAAAGGAGUACUAUAACUUUGGUGAGGGUGAAGACUUCAACUGCUUCACUGGAUUCGACCUGGAAGGUUUCCAGUUCAUCAAUUGUCUUCCUGAUGGGACAUGGACUCAACCAAAAGGACGUUGCCUCCGAAAGAUCUGUCUCCCCCCUGAUCUCCCCGAUGGCAUGAUGCCCUUCCCUAAAAAAGAAGAGUACAAAGUGGGUGAUUCAGUGACAUUCGAGUGUGUUGAGGCAGGUUUGUUGCCACUCCCUCGUGGCUCCUACAAGUGCAGUAAGAGUCUCAGCUGGGAACCUCCUUUACCCACAGGGCUGCACUGCAGUAAUGAAGACCCAUUUGAACCUGACAAUCAGUGUGCUCCAGGUGAGAAACGUCAAGGCUCACAAUGUGUCUGUAUACAGCGCGAAAGCUGCCUAUCUGAACCGGAGAAUCUCUGCGUCCUGAAUAUUGACAUCAACGUCACUGUGCCGAUGUCCCUCUGCGCCUUCUACGCUGGCCGUUGCCAUGGCGAUCCACUCUUCUUUGUCAGCGAAGGUGCCUGUGACACUGUGGAUUCAAAUAAACUGGAGUGGACCAGGUUCAGAGCCAGGUUUUCCUCAAAGAGUUCUGUCCAGAAGUCGUGUGAUCUUGAUACGUGCUACGAAUGGGAAAGCUGUUCAACAUCUAAGAAGUGUGAUUGCUUAGCUGCUCGGGACUGUCCUAGAGGUGAGGACCAUAAGUUCUGUCUGAUGCUGACCAACAUCCAGAGAACUCGCAGCGUGGACCUUUGCUCCAUGGCUGCUCUGAAGUGUGCCAACUAUCAAUUUGAGAUCCUUAAUGAAGGUGUCUGUGAAUCCAGAUAACCCAAAAUGACUUCAUUAUUUCCAAUGAAACGUGCUACCAGUUUGUUCAAUUCUGAAAACAAAAUUUCCAAAAGAUGCUAAAGCUAUGUAGAAAAAAAACAGACAUCCAUAUUUUUUAUGAUUUGCGAGGAAAAUGUGAGUAUGCAGAAGAAAGGGAGGAUGUCACACACGAUCAACUUUUUGGUAAAGAUUCCAUUCUUCUUCUUUUACUACUGUAGCUUUCCCAUUGCUGAUUAAGCCAUAAUGUGCAAGCAGCCUGGACAUAAUGGGACAUUUAACGAAUAUUUGAUCAUAUCACUAAUUUGCAUAAGAGACCAAGCCAGCUCGUUUUUGUUUUACUUUUGCUCUUUGAUAUUACUGGUACACAUUUUUUAUGGCAUCACAAAAGAAACAUCAAAAGUCAAAGGGUGUCCCAUAAGAUUUGUUGACGUCUCUCUUCUGACAUCACAUAUCAUGAUGAUUCGACCUUUUUAGCUUUUUAUUCAGAUGUAAAAGCAAUAUUUCUUUUCAUAAAUAUCAGUUCAUCUACAGAUUGGAGAUUCCACCAUAAUAUUAAAAAAAAAACUAGCAGGCAUGUGCAUUGAGGUUUUCAAGAAACUAAAAAUGAAGUAUCUAAACUAACCUUACCUGUGUGUGCUGAUAUAACUUACCAGAGACUAAAUUACUUUUGUAGCAUUUUUGGAAUUUAACAUCUAGGUGGGAAAAAUAUAGUGUGCAUACUAAAACUAUUAAAUUUUCAUCAUUUUUCAUUUUUUAAACUGUGCACUGUCAAGUAAUUUUAACCUAUUUACUCUUCUAAAUUCAGUGUAUAUGAAUAUACAGUAUGUACUAAUAACCUCUGUUUGCGAUGAACACUUUUACGUAGACAUAAUAAAAUAUAACGAUGCACUAU
Messenger RNA from Syngnathoides biaculeatus (alligator pipefish), 5001 nucleotides. RefSeq names its product complement component 6 (gene c6.2). Gene Ontology annotation, molecular function: protein binding. The coding region runs from base 765 to 4109 and encodes 1114 amino acids. The transcript has 21 exons. Gene Ontology annotation, biological process: immune response. Gene Ontology annotation, cellular component: membrane attack complex. Lineage: Eukaryota; Metazoa; Chordata; Actinopteri; Syngnathiformes; Syngnathidae. The record is from RefSeq and is a predicted model, not a curated record.